AUAAUAUCAUAAUUAUGGUUUUUUUCGUAAAUCUUGGUUUUCAUAGAAUAGAUCUAAGUGAAUACCCAUCAUGUACAAAAUAAUUCACCUUCCUAUAGAUUAUAGUAUCCAUGUGUAUCUCUCCGGCUUAUCAUUUAACAUAUGUUCCUUGUUAUCAUGGCCAAAUUCUUGAACGUGAGUUAAAAAAACUAAACAGCUAGUUUUAUCGUAAACGGUGUCGUUUUUUCCUUGGUCGGGUCGUUUACCACUCUGUCUCUUGUAUCUUCAAUUCUUCAUUGCGAACGCGAUACAAAUUUUUACAAUCAACUCAUACCUACGCUAACCGUACGAACAGCCAUCAUGUCAUUGUUUAGGUACACGUAUUACGAUACUCCGGACGGAAAAGACCUCAUAAAAAAACUAUUCUACACCAACAAACAAAUGUCCAUCAUUGGAUUCGGGCUAGCGACAUCAGAAAUCAUACUGGUCAGCAAGCCUUUUGGAUAUCUGAACACCGCAUACAGAUAUGGCCAGCUGAUGGGCCCAAUGUUCGCUGCCACAACGACGUUCUGUGUAGUAACGCACAUUGCCACCAACUUACGUCAAAAAGAUGAUGAGUUGAACUAUGCUAUUGGCGGUUUCUCUACCGGUAUACUGACGGGUAUAUUGAUAAAACAAAAAAUGAUUGGUUUUUGGAUGGCAGUCACGAUGGCGAUAGUUGGUGCAACCAAGAAACAUUCAAAGCUUAACAAUUAUGAAUUCUAUCCUACUUUUCCUAAAGUUCGUAAACCAAUAUACGGAGAUUUCAGAACACCAUACAAUGAUUGGACUCUGUAUGAGUAUCGACCAAAAGGAUGGAUAGCUGCCGAAGAACGAAAGCAAUAAAUUAAAUGAAAGUAUACCAACAGCAGUUCAUACAAUAAGUACGUGAGUUUACAAUUUAAGUAGUUACGAAAUAUUCUUGUAAUAUGUUUUAUUUGUUAUAUAUAGUGUUUGAUUUGAAUUACAAAUACAUAUUGAUAAAACUUAA
Melanaphis sacchari is the source of this 1009-nucleotide messenger RNA. RefSeq lists its product as uncharacterized. The transcript has 2 exons. The record is from RefSeq and is a predicted model, not a curated record. NCBI's taxonomy places the organism in Eukaryota, Metazoa, Arthropoda, Insecta, Hemiptera, Aphididae. The coding region runs from base 340 to 864 and encodes 174 amino acids. Gene Ontology annotation, biological process: mitochondrial respiratory chain complex I assembly.